Styela clava is the source of this 2176-nucleotide messenger RNA. RefSeq lists its product as uncharacterized. The record is from RefSeq and is a predicted model, not a curated record. Lineage: Eukaryota; Metazoa; Chordata; Ascidiacea; Stolidobranchia; Styelidae.
UCAGUUCAAUAUUUAAGAAUUUGGACUAGUAUUAUGCUACAUUAAGAUAGUUGAUAUUUGUAAAGACUCAAUGAAGAUCAACUUUUUGAUGCUGAAAAUUGGGCAUAAAGAUUGUUAACGUAAUUGCUAGAGACAGUUAAGAAAAUAGACAGUUAAGAACUGAGACUCCGGUCUUAUUGUACUAGUUGAAGUAAUGUAUUACUUACAUUUUGAUUUUAUUAUCCUGAUGACAUAUUUCAAUUGAACUUUGCAAAGUGUUUUUGCAUUAACAAAAGUAUUUUAGUUUGCAUAACCAAUGGCAGCCAACUGUAAACCAGUUGGCUUGAAUUGCUUCACCUCCAUUGGGCCAGAUUAUGAAGAUCGUGAUAAGCUAAUAGCUGAAGUUGAAGAUUAUUUCGAGCUAUACAAUCUACUUGACCCUGAAAUAUCAGGCAUGAAACCCUGGUGGGACUUAUCAAAAAAUCAGGCAUUGUAUUAUGUAGUUUAUUUUCCUGAUGCUUCUACACGUGACAGUGCUUACUACAAUUCAAAUAGAAUUAAGAAACCAGAUUGCAUUGAUUUUAUGUCGAUACAUGGAGAAAACCAACCAUGCUCCCCAAGCCCUGGGAAACGACAGAAAAUAGGUGAUGGUUAUACUACUCCAAGACUUUCUGAAGCCAGUGAUAAGAAUAUCCGAAACCUGGAUGCAUUGCGAACUUUCGGAGAAAGUGAAAAAAAGAAAUAUGAUGACAAAUUGGGAUGGUUUUUGCGAUGGAGCUCACAGUUCGCUGUACUAUUGGUUUUGCCUAUGGAGGAGUAUCAAAAGCUUUCCGAAACUGACAAUUUCUCUUUGCCUAGGAAUAUUCUGGAAAAAUAUGCAAAAUUUGCCAUUCCAAGUUCACAUACAGACCAUUUGGACGAUCUCUUGGAACAAGAAAGAAAAGUUAUACAUGCUGAAGCCAAGCUUAUGGGAGAUCCACUGAGAUCUCCUAUUAAUUUAUCAAUACCCUACAAGCGUAGUUGGCUUAUGAGAAUUAUCACUGACCAUGAAAUGGCUCAGUGGGAAAAAGGAAAUUCCAGUCAAGCCACAAAAUACAAGGUAUUCCUCUAUUCAGCCAUUGAGAUAUGUUAUUUCUGCAAGAGAGCAAUUUUGCGAUCUAUCUUCGUAAAUUUAGCGAGCAAAGGAAAAAUUGAUGAUGAAACAAAGCCAGUCAUUGGCCAUUCAUUUGAAAAUAAAUCUGAAAAUGAGCUCACUACUGAUCCUGACGAGUCAAAAGUAAUUUUCUAUUUGCCUGAGCGGCCUUUGAUCACCCCACACAAGAAGUCUGAUAAUCAAAAUGGGUUUGAACAUGCUGUCCCGACCGCAGAUAAAGGUCCCAAAGAUAUCAAACGUGAUUUGGGACACGAAAUGUAACAAAUUUAGCUUGGAACAAAUUUUUUUUACAUGUGUCGGAAUAGUUAACUAUCCAAAGUUUUAUUGAAGAUUCAUCCUUUAUAUAAAAGUGACUCAGGUUAUUUAAACCAGUGGUUCCCAACAUUGAUAUUCGUUAGUCCUCUAUGAUUUUCCGAACUGUUUUAAGACACAAAUUCAUAUUAAAUUACCGGUACUAUCAGAAAUGGGUUUGUCAUUUCCGAGGAUGUUUUUUAUUCACAAAGAAAAAAAUAAGUCAAACAUUUUCAUCCGCAUGCCAAAAACUGUAAAAAACGGUAAAAAAUUUGCUUUGCUAAUCUAUUUUAUCGUUUCGAAGUGUUUUACGCAAUCAAAGACAACAAGCAAAAACCCACCUAAUAAAAUUAGAACUGUUCAUAUAUUUCCCAUUUUAAAAUCUUGCUUUGCUUGAUUUAUUUGAUGUUACCAAUCCACCGAGAUAAAAAGAUUGGGAACCACUGAUAUAAACGAUAUGACUUUACUCAAACUCAACUGACAGCAAGUGAUAAUAAACUCAAUGAUUGAUUCAACUCGGGUAUGACUUCUUACCGACACUGAUAUUUUAAGGUGAAAUAUUGAUAGAUGCCAACAUCUGUAAAAUAUACACAAGUUAUAAUUUGUGUGAAUAUUGUGAUAUGCUGUUUUGCCUUUCGUGUUUCGCUGGUUUAUCUGCUCUUUUUUCACCCAUGGUCUUCAAUAAGCAUAUUUUGCUGUGUGUCUGCUGCUAUUUUGCUAUUCAACUAAUUGGUAGAUUUGGUUGUAUUAAGA